AAGAGAUGCGCCAAGCUCGGUCCCUGCCAAUGCUGUUUGCCAGUGUGCCAGAGCAGGGGAUCUGUGGCGCUGGGGAGGGCAAAUGGCAAAUAAGCUUCUGCUUGCCACGGUCAAGCUUCCCCGCCCAGUCGGGCCGUCGCAGCUCUGCGAGAGGGGACGGGCUGACGGGAUGGGACGAGAAGGGCAUGGCAUGGCAAAAGAAAAAGCAGAAAAUUCAAGCAUGCUAGCGAGGGAGGCUAACCAAAGAUGAUAUGAGAUAAACGGGCCAGGUCGUGGGAGCAUGGCAUGAUGGCACGAUGGCUACUGGUCUCGACGAUCCGGGCCAAUGGUUGGUUGGUAGGAUCAAGACCACGGCCGGUAGGCACAUCUAAUCUUAUCAGAUCACUCACGCUGGAGCUGGACUAGCCACUGGCCAUUGCUGUUUUUGAACCCUGGAUCCCGUCCGUCGUCCACUCUUUCCCAGCACCUGCAUCGGGUGGUGGGGAGCCAGGGGAGCGUUGCACGCCCAUAUGACCGACCGGCCAUGGUGCGUGGCUGCGUGGGUGGGUGGCAGGGUGGGCAGGUGGGUAGCAUGCCCCAACCUGGGGCCUUCCCCGUCCAUUACUAGUCGGCACGAAAACUCAGACGGUCUCUGGCCAGAGAUCGACCAAGUUGCAUUUGUGCACACAAGCGUCGGGCACAUUACAAGUAUGGCCUGCACCCCCGGUGUCUUAUCAAGCAGUCACGCCGCGAGUUGCCAGUGCCCGGCCUUCUCGCUCUCCUUUCUCUCCGCCACGCAACGCCCAAAGGUCCUCCUCGUUUUUCCUCCAAUGUCUGAUGGCCAAUAUAAUAAACAGGCCUCUAUAGACUGAGCACGCAGAAAGCCGCCCACCAUGAGGUUCCUCGACAAGUUCAAGCUGCCUCACGACACAAAUAUCGUCGCAUCAACAGGGCAUGAGGGUGCUCCCGCGGCUGACACCAAGAACGAGCACGAUGUGGAACAGCCCAGCGCCCCCGAGACAGACUUCAACUCGUCCUCAAGGGCUAGUCUAGAGGAGAUCAACGAGAAGGAAAUCCAGGCAAAUCCCGACCACGUCACCGCCGAUGCCGCCCUUGGUGUGCAGAAGGCUGAGGCCGCCGCUCUCGUCUGGCCGAGAUGGGCCCUGUAUGCGACCUACGGCUGGAUAUGGGUCUGUUUCUUCAUGUUGGCCCUCCAGCAGGGCACCACCGCCAUACUCAACAUGAACGCCUACGCGAAUUUCAUGUCCGCGCCCCAGAUCGAGACCGCCAACAUCCUCGCCACCAUCGUCGGCGGCGUCAUCAAGCUGCCCAUCGCCAAGCUCCUCAACGUCUGGGGCCGUGCCGAGGGCUUCUUCUUCUUCGUCUGGGUCUAUCUGGUCGGCAUGAUUAUCAUUGCCUGCAGCAACGGCCCCGACGCCUACGCUGCUGGCUACGUCAUCUACUGGGUCGGCUACGAUGCCAUCUACCUGAUCAUGGACGUCUUCGUUGCUGACACCUCCGGCCUGCGGAACCGAGCCUUCGCCUUUGCCUUUGUCGGCACCCCGUUUAUCUGCACCGCCUUCACAGCCCCGCUGGCUGCGCAGAGUCUACUGAACAUGACCACCUGGCGCUGGGGCUACGGGGCCUUUACCAUUGUAAUGUUCUUCGUCUUUACGCCCCUUGCCGUGGUCUUCAAGUUCUAUUCGCUCAAGGCCCAGAAGCUGGGUCUCUUCAAGCGCGAGAAGAGUGGGCGCAGCCUGGCCCAAUCUCUUGUGCAUUACUGUCAUGAAUUUGAUGUCGUCGGCUGUGCGAUCCUCAUGGCCGCCUUCAUCCUGUUCCUGCUGCCCUUCUCUCUGGAACAGUAUGGGAAGGCAGGCUACUCCUCAGCCAAGUUCAUCGCUAUGCUCGUCGUCGGUGUCUGCCUGUUCCCGGCCUUCUAUGUGUGGGAACGAUACUUUGCUCGACACCACUUCAUCCGUUGGGAGCUCUUCAGGAGCCGCACCGUCACUGGCGCCUGCUGUCUGUCCGCCAUCCUGUACUUCAGCUUCUACUCGUGGGAUCUAUACUACCAGAACUUCGUCAUAGUUGUAUACAACCUCGACCUGGCGAUGGGUGGCUACAUGGGCCAGAUCUACAAUGUCGGCUCCACAUUCUGGAGCGUCCUGUUUGGUAUCUGGGUGCGACAGACCAGGCAUUUCAAGUACACCGCGCUGUUCUUCGGCCUGCCGCUGAUGAUGCUGGGCGCCGGCCUCAUGAUCCACUUCCGCGGUGCGGACCAGGGCAUCGGCUACCUGAUCAUGUGCCAGAUCUUCAUCGCCUUUGCAGGCGGCACCCUCGUCAUCAGCCAGGACAUGGCUGUCAUGGCCGCAUCCGACCGCGACGGCGUGCCCAUGAUGCUGUCGCUGAUAGGCCUUGCCUCCAACAUAGGGGGAGCCAUCGGCCUGGCGACCACAGGGGCCAUUUUCAACAACACGUUCCCCCAGGCGCUGCUCAGGGCGCUGCCCGCCGAUGCCAAGGCCGGGUACAUGGACAUCGUCACCGGCGGUUACCUCACACAGAAAACGUACCCCGUGGGCAGCGCAGUCCGCACCGCAAUCAAUUAUGCGUGGGGCAACUACCAGAAGCAGAGCUGCAUCGCGGCCACCUCCAUUUUGGUUCUUGCUAUUCCCUCUAUUGUGGUUUGGAAGAACUAUAAUGUUGAUAGGAAGCAGAACAAGGGUGUGCUGAUUUGAGCAAGAUACCCUUCAGAUUUUUAAAAGGCAGGAUUGAGUCUUCUGGUCGAUUUCAAGGGUGAGGUGCAUGAUUUGUGAGCAUUUAACCAAAGGAUCUGGUAAUAUGUAAUAUAAUGCAGUUUUUCUGAGCUGAA
Molecule: messenger RNA, 2845 nt
Organism: Diaporthe batatas
Lineage: Eukaryota; Fungi; Ascomycota; Sordariomycetes; Diaporthales; Diaporthaceae
Exons: 2
Coding region: 873-2711 (612 amino acids)
Biological process (GO): transmembrane transport
Molecular function (GO): transmembrane transporter activity
Source: RefSeq, a predicted model, not a curated record